This is a messenger RNA of Micropterus salmoides (largemouth bass), 1499 nucleotides long. It is a transcript of the gene poldip2, whose product is annotated as polymerase (DNA-directed), delta interacting protein 2. NCBI's taxonomy places the organism in Eukaryota, Metazoa, Chordata, Actinopteri, Centrarchiformes, Centrarchidae. The coding region runs from base 33 to 1166 and encodes 377 amino acids. The record is from RefSeq and is a predicted model, not a curated record. Gene Ontology annotation, molecular function: DNA binding. The transcript has 11 exons. Gene Ontology annotation, biological process: error-free translesion synthesis. Gene Ontology annotation, cellular component: nucleus; mitochondrial nucleoid.
CGUGUGUGUGUGAGCGUGCCAGGGCUGGAAAGAUGGCGGCCUGUGCGUUACGCCGAGGUUUGUGGAGCACUGUCAGUAAAUACAACAAGAAACACACGCACCGAAUACUGAGUGUGGUUGACAGCAGCAGCGGGUUUGAGGUGAACAGACCGCGGGUUCAAUGCCGAGCCUGUGGACUGUCCGGCGGUGCUCAGCAGAGGAGGUUCAUGUCGUCACGGAACAGGCCUGAAGGGAAGAUUUUGGAGACGGUGGGAAUGUUUGAGGCUGUGAAGCAGCACGGCAAAUAUGAAACAGGACAGCUGUUUCUCCAUAGUGUUUUUGGCUACAGAGGCAUCGUCUUGUUUCCUUGGCACGCCAGACUCUAUGACAGAGACAUCACCCCCCCCAUGUCUGACAGCAAACCUGAGCCCCCAGGAGCCCAUGGCUCCAAGGAGGUGAAGGGGAAGACCCACACCUACUACCAAGUCCUGAUUGACACUAGGGACUGCCCUCACAUAUCUCAGAGGUCCCAGACAGAGGCAGUGACGUUUUUGGCCAACCAUGAUGACAGCAGAGCCCUGUACGCCAUCCCAGGUCUGGACUAUGUGAGCCAUGAAGACAUCCUGCCCUAUAACUCUGCAGAGCAGGCCCCUAUCCAGCACGAGCUGUUCGAGCGCUUCCUCAUGUACAACCCUGACAAAUCUCCUCCGUUCACAGCCAGAGACACCCUGAAGGCGUGGCAGGAGAAGAACCACCCCUGGCUGGAGCUCUCAGAUGUCCACCGGGAAACCACCGAGAACAUCAGAGUAACUGUCAUCCCCUUCUACAUGGGCAUGAGGGAGGCCCAGAACUCCCAUGUUUACUGGUGGCGCUACUGUAUCCGUCUAGAGAACAUGGGCGACGAGGUGGUUCAGCUGAGAGAGAGGCACUGGAGGAUCUUCAGCCUGUCAGGAACCCUGGAGACGGUCCGUGGACGAGGAGUCGUAGGCAGGGAGCCGGUGUUGUCUAAAGAACAGCCAGCCUUUCAGUACAGCAGCCACGUGUCUCUACAAGCUCCCAGUGGACACAUGUGGGGGACGUUUCGUAUCGAAAGGACUGACGGCUCCCACUUCGAUGUUCGCAUUCCUCCUUUCUCCCUGGAGAGCAACAAAGACGACAAAGCACCCCCCGCUGGCUAUACAUUUUAAGUGCCAGUAGUGACCUCCCACCUGUGAGGCCCCGGACAAGCUUUCAGUCGUGGUCCUGUCUGGGUUGUCUAGAAUUGUUCUCCUCCUGUAACGUUGCCUCAGCCUUCAGCGUAAGACUAGCGUGAGUCAGAUUAUGCAAAGGGAAAAUAUAGCAUUGUCUAGAUCAUCCAAAUGCAGAUCCACCUUUCCUGCCAGAGUGCACCCAACAGCAGUAUGUCAUUGAUUAAAUCAUAUACAGUAGAAACAUUAGUGACAGUCCACUACGUCUUCAGUCCGUGAUGUGUUUGGAGAGACAUGCACGUUCUAGUGAAAGAGCACUGGGAGGUGGGGAGG